AGGCGGCCUGUGGGACGCCGCGCAGCCUCUCGCUCCUCAGCGCGGGGUUGCCGCCUAGAGGGGAGCCUGCCGGGCUCGGGGCUGAGGGCUGCCUCCUCAUGUGCCCGCGAGCGGCUGCUCGGCUCCAGUGAUGGAUCGCAGCUCGAAGAGGCGGCAGGUGAAGCCCUUGGCAGCUUCCCUGCUGGAAGUUUUAGAUUAUGACAGUUCAGAUGACAGUGACUUUAAGGUUGGAGAUGCUUCAGAUUCUGAAGGCAGUGGACAUGGCAGUGAAGAUGGAUCAAAGGAUAGCGGCGAAGGUUCCUGUAGUGAUUCAGAAGAACAUAUAUUGGAGGAAGAGCUGGCAGAAGAAGAAAAAGUAGAGGAAGAACAACCUAAAAGCUCAGGUGGAGAAGAGCUGCCCAUAACGGAGAAAGAGGUGAUUAAAACUGAGAAAGAGGAAGAGGAGGAGGAGGAGGAGGAGGUGGAUGGAGAAGAGAAGUCUAGAAAGAAAAAAGAGAAAGAGAAACCCUCAGAAGUGGAUGCUGGCAUUGAUGAGCAGACAAAUGAACCCAAAAAAUGGAAUUUGCGAAGAAACCGCCCUUUGCUAGAUUUUGUUUCCAUGGAGGAGCUGAAUGACAUAGAUGACUAUGACAGUGAAGAUGACAAUGACUGGCGUCCAACUGCUGGGAAGAGGAAGGGGAAAAACACACUACGUAAAGAGGGAAGUGAUGCAGAUAACGAGGAUGAUGAAGAUGAUGGGAGCGGGAGUGAGGAGGAUGACAAUGAAGAGGAAGGCAAUGAGGAAGAGGAGGAGGAGGAGAACAGCAGUACUGCUAGUGAUGGCGGAUCCAAGAAGAAAAAAGCGAAAGCUCUUAGCAGAAAUAGUGCUGAUGAGGAGGAGCUGACAAAUGAUAGCCUGGCCCUUUCACAAAGCAAGAGCAAUGAGGACUCGCUGAUUCUUGAGAAAUCUCAGAAUUGGAGCUCUCAGAAAAUGGACCAUAUUAUGAUUUGCUGUGUUUGUCUUGGGGAUAAUAGUGAAGAUGCUGAUGAAAUAAUCCAGUGCGACAAUUGUGGAAUAACAGUGCAUGAAGGUUGUUAUGGUGUUGACGGCGAAAGUGAUUCUAUUAUGAGCUCCGCUUCAGAAAACUCCACUGAACCAUGGUUCUGUGAUGCCUGCAAAUGUGGUGUUUCUCCGAGCUGUGAACUCUGCCCCAACCAAGAUGGAAUCUUCAAGGAGACGGAUGCUGGCAGAUGGGUCCACAUUGUUUGUGCACUCUAUGUUCCAGGAGUAGCAUUUGGAGAUAUUGACAAACUGCGGCCAGUUACUCUUACAGAAAUGAACUAUUCCAAAUAUGGUGCUAAGGAAUGCAGUUUUUGUGAAGAUCCCCGUUUUGCCAGAACUGGCGUUUGCAUUAGUUGUGAUGCUGGGAUGUGCCGAGCAUAUUUCCAUGUGACUUGCGCUCAGAAGGAAGGCCUGUUGUCAGAAGCAGCAGCUGAAGAGGAUAUUGCAGAUCCCUUUUUUGCUUACUGCAAGCAACAUGCAGACAGGAUGGAUAGAAAGUGGAAGCGCAAGAACUAUUUGGCUUUGCAAUCUUAUUGCAAAAUGUCUUUGCAGGAGAGAGAGAAACAACUGUCACCAGAAGCUCAGGCCCGAAUUAAUGCCAGACUACAGCAGUAUCGUGCUAAGUCAGAAAUAGCACGUACCACGAGGCCGCAGGCGUGGGUACCAAGGGAGAAACUGCCACGGCCGCUCACUAGCAGCGCUUCAGCAAUACGUAAGCUGAUGCGCAAAGCAGAAUUAAUGGGAAUUAGCACAGACAUCUUUCCAGUGGAUACUUCAGAUACCAGUUCCAGUGUGGAUGGAAGAAGAAAACACAAACAGCCAGCCCUGACCGCUGAUUUUGUCAAUUAUUAUUUUGAGAGAAACAUGCGCAUGAUCCAGAUCCAAGAAAAUAUGGCAGAACAGAAGAAAAUUAAAGAUAAGCUGGAGAACGAACAGGAAAAACUUCAUGUAGAAUAUAACAAGUUGUGUGAGUCUUUAGAAGAACUUCAGAACGUGAAUGCAAAGCUGCGAAAUGAAGGACAAGGAAUAUGGGCUGUGCUUGGUAGAAUAAUUGGGCAGAAAUUGAACAUACCAGCAAUUUUGCGAGCACCCAAGGAAAGAAAGCCGAGUAAAAAGGAGGGUGGAACCCAGAAGACUACAACCCUCCCUGCAGUUCUCUAUAGUUGUGGGAUUUGCAAGAAGAACCAUGAUCAACACCUCCUUUUGCUGUGUGAUACUUGUAAACUCCAUUAUCAUCUUGGAUGUCUGGACCCUCCACUUUCAAGGAUGCCAAGGAAGACUAAAAACAGUUACUGGCAGUGUUCAGAGUGCGACCAAGCAGGUAGCAGUGACAUGGAAGCCGACAUUGCCAUGGAAACUUUACCAGAUGGAACUAAGCGAUCAAGGAGACAGAUUAAGGAGCCAGUGAAAUUUGUUCCACAGGAUGUACCCCCAGAACCAAAGAAGAUUCCUGUCAGAAACACGAGAACUCGAGGACGAAAACGAAGCUACAUUCCUGAAGAAGAAAAACCUGAGGAACGUAUUCCGAGAGAAAGAAGACAGAGACAGUCUGUAGUACAAAAGAAGCCUAAGUCUGAAGAUUUAAGAACCGAAUGUGCCACAUGUAAGGGAACGGGGGAUAAUGAAAAUCUAGUCAGAUACUCUUCAUGAGACACUACUCUGCCACAACUCAUCCCCGGAGGCAGUCCUGGAAACUACUUUUAUAAAUGUGAUUUUAAGCUGUGGAUAAGACUUUCAAUAGAACACAAACUAAAGGAAAACAGUGUAUUUAUCCCUUCCAUAUUCCUAGUUAUGACAAAUACUUGAGUUUGCUUGCCAGGUCUUGUAGAAUGUAACCGAUUGGUAUGUUACUUGAACUGACAAGGCAGUUAAUUUACUUGAAUUUUUUUUUCCUUUGCACUAAUCAGGCACAUUGGUAUGUGCAUUUCUGGAAAAUACUGGAUAAAUGUCUUGUCUGAAAUGUUCUAUUAAGUAAUUUUGUCUCCCAUUGCUAGUCCUUGGCAAAUGAUGAUGUACAGUAUUUAGAGCCACUGAAGAGUGACAGGAGCCUAUGGGACUUAAAUACUUUAUGUGAUGUUGUUGAAUAGGAAAAGCAAUGCUUUGUCAUUUGUUGGCUGCUCUACUUUUUGUGCCUCUUAAUAAGCAAAUUCUUAUAUAAAUGUGUUGAAGAGCUAUAUGUAAAAGGCUUGUUUCUGUAAAAGUGUUCAGUAUAGUGGCAAUCAGACAUCUGUAAAAAAACAUUUCAUACAUUUCUCAUGAUGAAGUAAGUUUUGCUAUAUAAUAAUUGACUUUGUGCCUAUUAGUAUGUUAAGUUGAAAGAGUCACUGAGUGAACACAUUUGGCUUGAGAAGAGGGGAACCCAAAUCUUGUGGCUUUGUCUCGGUGGGUUUGUGUGUUCUGGACUGGGGGUGCUUCCUUUGAAAGCCAGCAACAAUUCCUAUACAGUAAGCCUGCAACAUAUGUAGAAGUUACGUUCUGGGUGUUGUACCUAAAGCCAAAAUUGUAUGUAUGCAAUACACAUUGUGUUCAGCAGUGGGUGGGUUUGCCAAACCCUUUUUCUACUGUACAGACAGUCCCUUCCCACCCUAUUAUUAUUAUUAUUAUUAUUAUUAUUAUUAUUAUUAUUAUGACAAGCAGGUAUAGCUGGAUAUGAACAAGUUAAAUGUGCAUAAGUUGUGGGCUUACAGCAUGGUAAUUUGGGAAAGAACAAAAAGCUGGUCAACCAGUGUUACUGAUCAAGACAUACCCAGUAGCAGUCUGUGUUUCUGUUUAAGACUUGUAAUUUUUUCAGAUAAUUUACUAGACAGCAUAAGCAUUUGAAAUGCUUAUUUUUGCCCUUCUUUGAACAAAGCUGUUUGUGCAUUUGUACCUGUAACAUUGAAGUAUAUAAGUUGCGAUCCAACAAAGAUACUCAUGGGGCUGGUAGAACUACAAGGUUCCUUUGAAAUAUUCAUUGCUCAAAGUAUUCCAGUCGUCAUUGUUGAAAAAGCAAGCUGCAUUUUAAAGUGAAAUUUGGCUUGGCUCUUCUGCAGUACAGGAAAUGUCAAAGAACCCUCCCACUAGGUGGGUGUCUUCCUUAUGCACACUAAUCACUUUGUUGGAUCACAGCCAUUGUAUUGAAAAUCAUUGGGUAUAUGAAAAUACGGCGGUAUCUUGGAGCAUUUUGCAAGGUAUAUUUUAUAACCAGAGUUAUAAACCUGGAAAUUAGAAUAAUAAUAGCUGUAUAAAAUAACAGGAAAUGAUACAUUAGUGUAUUUUCAUGGUUAUGGCUAGACACUGUAUCAUAUUUGGAUAUGUUCAAUAAAAUAACUAGAUCUCCUUGGUUA
This is a messenger RNA of Podarcis muralis (Common wall lizard), 4368 nucleotides long. RefSeq names its product PHD finger protein 14 (gene PHF14). The record is from RefSeq and is a predicted model, not a curated record. Gene Ontology annotation, biological process: regulation of transcription by RNA polymerase II. Lineage: Eukaryota; Metazoa; Chordata; Lepidosauria; Squamata; Lacertidae.